Messenger RNA from Triticum turgidum subsp. durum (durum wheat), 2160 nucleotides. Lineage: Eukaryota; Viridiplantae; Streptophyta; Magnoliopsida; Poales; Poaceae. The record is from the annotation of a GenBank genome assembly.
AUGAACACUUUGGAAGGUAACAUCCCACCUGAACUCUCUGCAUGUUCCCAGCUCCAAAUUCUGGGCUUGUGGAACAAUUCCCUCCGUGGAGAGAUCCCACAUAGCCUUAGCCAACACAAGCGCCUUCAAGAGAUUAACCUUGGCAACAACAAGCUCCAGGGGAGCAUCCCUCUUGCUUUCGGAGACCUUCCUGCACUGCGCAUACUAGUUCUCGCCAAAAAUAUGCUUACCGGCACCAUACCGCCGUCUUUGGGCAGCAGUCGCCAUCUCACAUAUGUCGAUCUUGGGACGAAUGCCCUCGGAGGGGUCAUCCCACAGUCCUUGGCAAAUAGUUCAUCUCUUCAAGUACUUCGGCUCAUGAGCAAUGGUCUUACUAGGGAACUCCCAAAGGCUCUGCUCAACACUUUGUCACUUGGUGCCAUUUGCCUUGAAAAGAACAAUUUUGUUGGUUCGAUACCUUCUGUUACUGUCGCAUCGUCCCCUAUUAAGCAACUCUCUUUAAGGUUUAACAAUCUUUCAGGAGGAAUACCUUCCUCACUAGGGAACCUUUCUUCCCAAGUUCAUCUUUAUCUUACAAACAAUCAUUUAGUUGGGAGCAUCCCAGAGAGCUUAGGUUAUAUUCCAACCCUAGAGAUAUUGACCUUGACUAUGAACAACUUAUUUGGGCCGGUUCCACCAUCUAUCUUCAAUAUGUCAUCCCUGAAAAGUCUCACCAUAGCAAAAAACUCACUUGUCGGCAGAUUACCUUUUGACAUUGGCUACACCCUCCCCAAUGUCCAGGACCUGAUAUUCUCAUAUAACAGUUUUGAUGGACCAAUCCCAGCCUCUCUUCUCAAAGCAUACCACCUACAAAGGCUUGACCUGAACACUAAUAGAUUUACUGGAUUCAUACCAUUCUUCGGCUCAUUGCCAAAUUUAGUGCUACUCGAUUUGGCAAUCAACAAACUAGAAGCAGAUGAUUGGGGCUUUGUCUCUUCACUAUCUAACUGCUCCAGAUUGAACAUGCUGGCCCUGGAUGGGAACAAUCUCAAUGGGAAAUUGCCAAGUUCUAUUGGAAAUCUUUCAAAUAGUCUUGACUACUUGUGGCUAAGUAGCAACAAAAUUUCUGGACCUAUACCACCGGAGAUUGGCAACCUUAAGAGUCUCAGUGGCUUGUAUAUGGGUCACAAUCUUCUCACUGGUAAUACACCAUCAACAAUUGGGAAAUUGUACAAAUUGGUCGAUCUAUCCUUUGCGCAAAACAGGCUUUCGGGUCAGAUUCCAGAUAUCGUUGGCAAUCUUGUCCAGCUGAGCAUACUGGAAUUGGAUCAUAACAGCUUCAGUGGAAGAAUACCUGCAAGUAUAGCACGAUGCACUCAACUCACCAUACUCAACCUUGCUCACAACUCACUAGAUGGUCAUAUACCAAGUAAAAUCUUGACAAUCCCUACGUUUUCUAAAGUGCUGGACUUGUCAAACAACUACUUGUCUGGAGGAAUGCCAGAUGAAGUUGGAAGUCUCCUUCAUCUGAAGAAAAUCAACAUGUCAAAUAACAGGUUGACUGGCAACAUCCCAUCAACUCUCGGCCAGUGUGUUGACCUGGAGUAUCUUGAGAUGCAGAACAACUUAUUUGCAGGAAGGAUUCCAAAAACAUUUGCCAACUUAGUCAGCAUAAAACACAUGGAUAUUUCUGGGAACAACUUGUCUGGAAAAGUACCAGAGUUCCUCAAAUCCUUGAAAUCACUGCACGGCCUGAAUUUAUCAUUCAACCAUUUUGAUGGAGCAGUUCCGACAGGCGGUGUUUUUGACAUCGCUGGUGCAGUCUCAAUCGAAGGAAAUGAUCAUCUGUGUACAAUAAUCCCAAAGACAGGUAUGUCUCUUUGUAUGGCACUGGCUGACAGCAAAAGAAAGCAGAAGCUACUGGUUCUAGUCCUAGUGAUUCUAUUGCCAAUUGUUUUUGCCUCUGCAAUACUUUUCUCUUGUAUUGCAACAAUUUAUAGGACGAAAAGGAUGCAAGCAAAUCCCCAUUUGCAGCAUGACAAUGAGCACAUAAAGAAGCUACAGAAGAUAUCAUUUGAGAAGAUAUCGUAUGAAGACUUGGUAAGGGCAACUGCUAGGUUUUCUUCUGCAAACUUAAUUGGCUAUGGAUCAUUUGGAAGGGUUUAUAAGGGAAGUCUGUAG